AUGGCCGAGCCGCCGCUCUACCCGGUGGCGGGCGCCGCGGGGCCGCAGGGCGAGGAGGACCGGCUCGGGCUCCCGGACGGGACGGAGGCCCCGCUGGACGAGCUGGUGGGCGCCUACCCCAACUACAACGAGGAGGAGGAGGAGCGCCGCUACUACCGCCGCAAGCGCCUGGGCGUGCUCACCAACGUGCUGGCCGCCAGCGCCGGGGGGCUGCUCACCUACGCCGUCUACCUGGGCCUCCUGCAGAUGCAGCUGAUCCUGCACUAUGACGAGACCUACCGGGAGGUCAAGUACGGCAACAUGGGGCUGCCCGACAUCGACAGCAAGAUGCUCAUCGGCAUCAACGUGACGCCCAUCGCCGCGCUGCUCUACACGCCCGUGCUCAUCAGGUUUUUUGGCACCAAGUGGAUGAUGUUUCUGGGCGUGGGCAUCUAUGCCCUCUUUGUCUCCACCAACUACUGGGAGCGCUACUACACCCUGGUGCCCUCGGCCGUGGCGCUGGGCAUGGCCAUCGUGCCCCUCUGGGCCUCCAUGGGCAACUACAUCACCAGGAUGGCCCAGAAGUACUACGAGUACGCCCACUACAAGGAGCGUGACGAGCAGGGCCCGCAGCAGCGCCCCCCUCGGGGCUCCCAUGCGCCCUACCUCCUCGUCUUCCAGGCCAUCUUCUACAGCUUCUUCCACCUGAGCUUUGCCGGUGCCCAGCUGCCCAUGAUCUACUUCCUGAACCACUACCUGUACGACCUGAACCACACGCUGAACAACGUGCACAGCUGCGGCACCGACAGCCAGGGCAUCCUCACCGGCUUCAACAAGACGGUGCUCAAGACGCUGCCGCGCAGCCGCAACCUCAUCGUGGUGGAGAGCGUGCUCAUGGCCGUGGCCUUCGCGGCCAUGCUGCUGGUGCUGGGCCUGUGCGGGGCCGCCUACCGGCCCACGGAGGAAAUCGACCUGCGCAGCGUGGGCUGGGGCAACAUCUUCCAGCUGCCCUUCAAGCACGUGCGCGACUUCCGCCUGCGCCACCUCGUGCCCUUCUUCGUGUACAGCGGCUUCGAGGUGCUGUUCGCCUGCACGGGGCUCGCGCUGGGCUACGGCGUGUGCUCCGUGGGCCUGGAGCGCCUGGCCUACCUCCUCGUGGCCUACGGCUUGGGCGCCUCCGCCGCCUCGCUCCUGGGCAUGCUGGGGCUGUGGCUGCCCCGCCAGGUGCCCCUGCUGUCGGGGGCCGGCCUGCACCUGCUGCUCACGCUCGGCCUCUUCUUCUGGGCCCCCAAACCGCGGGUCCUGCAGCACGUCUGGACCCUCUACCUCGCAGCCGUCCUCUGGGGCGUGGGCAGCGGCCUCAACAAGACCGGACUCUCCACGCUGCUGGGGAUCCUGUACGAGGACAAAGAGCGGCAGGACUUCAUCUUCACUAUCUACCACUGGUGGCAGGCCGUGGCCAUCUUCGUGGUGUACCUGGGCGCCGGGCUGCCCAUGAAGGCCAAGCUGGCGGCGCUGCUGCUGACGCUGGCGGCCGCCGUGCUGUCCUACCUGGCGAUGGAGCGGAAGCUGCGGCGCGGCGUGGCCCCGCGCCAGCCCCGCAUCCCGCGGCCGCAGCACAAGGUGCGCGGCUACCGCUACCUGGAGGAGGACAACUCGGACGAGAGCGACGGCGAGGCCGGGGGCGCGGGCGCCGAGGAGGAGCCGCCGCCCGCCGGGCCCCCGGAGCCCGCCGCCGGCCGCCGGGCCUGCCCCUUCGAGCAGGCGCAGGAGGGCGACGGGCCCGGGGGGCGGUGA
Pipistrellus nathusii (Nathusius's pipistrelle) is the source of this 1776-nucleotide messenger RNA. The record is from the annotation of a GenBank genome assembly. Lineage: Eukaryota; Metazoa; Chordata; Mammalia; Chiroptera; Vespertilionidae.